GCUUUGGAGACAUCAUGGCAAGAUGGAAGAUUUUCAGUAUCAACCACUGCUGAUGUACCAUUUAAGGAAAUGGCUAGUCACUGCGAGGCUCUUCUGAUGGGAAAACAACAGAAAAUGUCUGCUUUUAUGAGUGCCCAGCAAAAACAGGAAAUAUUAUUCCCCGAUCUUUUACAUGAUCAACGUGACAUGAAAGGGUCAUCAUAUUUGUAUAUGGAUCAAUUUCAAAAGACUGGCAAUCCUUUCCUAGAUCCGAACUUAAGUGCAUACCCACAGAAUAUGUCUGAUGGCAAUAACAUACUGUUGCAAAAUGACUUGCAGUACCAUCCCCAGUUCUUCAGGCUCCCAGCAACAAGCCCAUUUGACAACUUCCUACGGGCUGCUGGUUGUUAAAAUGGUGAUGCAGAAGAUGGCUAGAAAUCUUUAGCCUCUUGUGGAUAUAUUAUUAUGUAAAGAUAAGCUUGAAGAUUUCUUGUUUAGGUGCUUGGCGACUCCUGCCUUCACUCUAUUUAUAGAAUUGCAGGACUUUUUGUAUUCAUGGUCGUAUAGCUUUGACAUUUCAUUUAUAUCUAUUACAUAAAUGUAGAUCAGACUGGGAUAUCCCAAUUAACAUGGGAUUCCGGCAAAGGAGAGAUCCAAAUGUCAAUCUUGUACCUACAUUGAUUCAGUGGACUGAUACUCAUAUUACCGAAAUAUCCUCUUACUAAUGAUGUAUUUGAGAAAAUAAAGCUUAUAUUUUGUACA
Messenger RNA from Elaeis guineensis (African oil palm), 741 nucleotides. NCBI's taxonomy places the organism in Eukaryota, Viridiplantae, Streptophyta, Magnoliopsida, Arecales, Arecaceae. The record is from RefSeq and is a predicted model, not a curated record.